Messenger RNA from Adineta steineri, 747 nucleotides. The record is from the annotation of a GenBank genome assembly. NCBI's taxonomy places the organism in Eukaryota, Metazoa, Rotifera, Eurotatoria, Adinetida, Adinetidae.
AUGACACAAUCAUCAGAUAGUUCAAAUAAAUCAUAUCUACAAAGAGAAAUAUCAAGUCAACAAAAUCUUUCAUAUUUAACUACAGUUGAUUAUCUUCUUGUUCGACAAAUAUUUGAUACAGAACAAUUAGUUCAAACUCUUGUUGGAAUUACUGCACGAGUUAAAUUUGGAAUUUUUAAUAAUUUAAAUCAACAGAUUUGUUUUGCUUAUGAAGAAUCUAAUUGUUUUGAACGUUUCUGUUGUGGAUCAAAUCGUAGUUUUAUUAUACAUAUUGUCAAUAACUCUAAUCAGGAAAUUAUUCGAAUUGAACGAAAUCGAAAAUUUUGUACAGGAAUUUGUUUUUGUUUUGCAAAUUCUUGUGAUUGUUGUACUGAAGAAGCUUUUGUUGAAUCACCACCUGGAACUUAUAUUGGUAAAAUUCGACAAAAAGCAAGUUGUUGUCGUACUCGAUUUAAUUUAAUCAACGAAUCAAAUGAAAAAAUAUUAUCCAUAUCAAGUGAUUAUUGUAUUUGUAAUGGUCCUUGUUAUUGUUGUUGUGAAAAUAAAUUUACAAUCAUUGGAUAUGAUGAUCAUACAGAAAUUGGAGCAAUUCAUAAAAAAUAUGCUGGAUUUAUUCAUGAAGCUUUUACAGAUGUGGAAUUGUUUACUAUUACAUUUCCAAAAGAUCUUGAUACGCGUCUGAAAGCUAUUGGUUUAGCUGCACUUUUUCUUAUCAAUAUAAUGCAUUUCACACAACAAAAUCGCUAA